AUGUUGGCAUUCGUAUUUCUACUGGCCCUUGGCGCCGUGUCGGCCCAGAAUCAGUGCAUCCAACUGUUUUCGGGCAAUCGUGGUAAAGAUAUGAUUCUGGCGAAGAGUCAAGAUGUUGAACUUUCGGGCGGCAGACAUUUCGAUGUGCAAUUGACUCCACCAUGCGACAACACUGUCUUGCAAGUCGAUGUGUGUGACGACGUCAAGCCUGAAGGUCAGAUCAUAUCGGUCUCCGAAGUCACCAUCACCCGUCUGAGCACCAGGACCGCUGCCAUCACACUCCACGCCAAAUACUAUUGCCCAUCUUCAAAUCCGAAAAACACCUAUGCUGAUCUCCCUGAACCCAAAGUAACAAUCAAGGAUGAAUAAUUUGUUUCAUGAUUUUUUUCAAC
Molecule: messenger RNA, 392 nt
Organism: Amyelois transitella
Lineage: Eukaryota; Metazoa; Arthropoda; Insecta; Lepidoptera; Pyralidae
Exons: 3
Coding region: 1-369 (122 amino acids)
Source: RefSeq, a predicted model, not a curated record